This is a messenger RNA of Ixodes scapularis (black-legged tick), 615 nucleotides long. RefSeq lists its product as uncharacterized. Bases 1 to 615 code for a protein of 204 amino acids. The transcript is spliced from 3 exons. The record is from RefSeq and is a predicted model, not a curated record. NCBI's taxonomy places the organism in Eukaryota, Metazoa, Arthropoda, Arachnida, Ixodida, Ixodidae.
AUGUCAGUACUUACAGCCGCAGCCUGUAGAUUCAGCACUAUUGGAGAGCUCCUCAUGAGAGCUUUCGCUCCUAUUCCUGACCCAGAUGAGUGUCCUGAGGCAACGGACAAGGAGAUCCCCGACACGGACACCAGUGACUCAUUGCAGGAUGACCUGCAGCUGUCUCCAACCUGCCAGCUGCUCCUUCAGCUGGAGCAGAGCAACCAGGUGCCCACCUUAUCUCAGCUGGUGCCACUGCAGUGCGCACCUUCAGGAGCGCACCCCACCCUGCUGUCGCCGCCAAGACCAGCCCUGGUUGAGCGGCAGCCACAAACCCCGCAGCCAGUCCCACUGCGCUCCAGGAAGAGAACGCACAAGGGCACCUCUCCGCAGGGCAGGGCUCAAGAGGAUGCGGCUCUGGCUACAGUUAUUGAAGAAUCUGUGCGUCAGAUGGGCAGGGUGUGCACAAGGCCUCACCUUGAUAUAAGCACACCCAAUAGUGCAUUUAUGGCAUUUAUGAUCAGCGAGGUUGAGAGCCUGCCACCUAGCUAUCAAAGCCGUUUUAAACUUAACAUGCACAAGAUGGCAUAUGAGCUAAAGAUGGAAGCCCUUAGCGAUAAAGAAAAUCAGGAAUAA